Molecule: messenger RNA, 2246 nt
Organism: Dunckerocampus dactyliophorus (ringed pipefish)
Lineage: Eukaryota; Metazoa; Chordata; Actinopteri; Syngnathiformes; Syngnathidae
Product: transmembrane protein 65-like
Exons: 8
Coding region: 274-1023 (249 amino acids)
Biological process (GO): regulation of cardiac conduction; cardiac ventricle development
Cellular component (GO): mitochondrion
Source: RefSeq, a predicted model, not a curated record
UCCGCCUCACACGGUCCUGUCAACCGAAGGUUACACUAUCUCGCGUAUCGCUUGCCAAUAUGUCAUUUUACCAAAAUAUUACCAUUAAAAGCGUCGGUUUGGACGAUUUUCCUGUCGUUAGUUUAUAGCCUUCGAGUAGGGGACGAAAAGAAGAGACGUAUGCGCCGAAACGAUUGCCGUUUUUAGACCUUUUAUCCCGGAGCUUGUUGGACGGGACAGCCGAGCAUCGACUGAUCUUUCUGACCCUUAUCACUCCCCCCUGUGCGUCUUGAAAUGCUGCCCAGGCUGCGGGGAGUCCUGCGGCCCGUCCUCUACAUGAGAGCCGGGAGCGGGCCCCUACGAGCUGGACUGUUCAGCCAGCAAGCUUCCUCCUUGUCCAGCCCGGGUGUGUCGGCCGCGCGGCGCCACCUGGGCACACACCCGCUGAAGGAACCAGUGGAGCCCCUCAACUCGCCCCGUGGAGCCAAGGAGUUCAUUUAUAGCCUCCAUCCGUCUGAACGCACCUGCCUGCUGCGGGAGCUGCACAGGUUCGAGUCCAUUGCCAUCGCGCAAGGGCAGCUCGAGAUUGCGCCACCUACCGCAGCACAGUUAAGAUAUGUUCUACUGCACAAUGCACUCCCUUUCGUUGGAUUUGGAUUUCUGGACAACUGCAUCAUGAUUGUUGCCGGCACACAGAUUGAGUUGUCCAUCGGUGUGAUUCUUGGCAUUUCUACUAUGGCAGCUGCUGCUCUCGGCAACUUGGUUUCUGAUCUGGCAGGACUCGGGCUGGCAGGUUACGUGGAGGCUUUAGCAUCUCGACUGGGCAUGCAGAUUCCUGACCUGAGUCCAAAGCAGGCAGACAUGUGGCAGACCAGAGUCAGCUCUCACACGGGCAAAGCCAUCGGCGUGGGGAUCGGCUGCAUCCUUGGCAUGUUCCCUCUCCUCUUUUUCAAGGACGAUGACGAGAAGAAAGACGGUAAGAAGGAGAGCAAAAAUGAGAAGAUGCAAGAACAAGCUGUGACAACGGAGGGCAGCAAGAAGUGACAACGUCAAGGACUGUUUAGUACCCUGUCAGGACAGUUUGGAGUUGGAUUGGUGGACCAAAAUGUCCGUCAACUCCCAAAAUAGUCUCAUUGUUAAAAAGACACCUGAAGACUUAAGGUGUCAUGUUAGUGCUUCAUUGAAGUGGAGCACGUGGACAUCUCCCGAAGACACAUGAUCAUCAUCAGCCUGCUGCUAUUCACUCUCCUUUUGCUCCAAAAUACUAAACUGUGACCUGGUUCUUCUCUCUGCCAGGACUGAGAGGAGUUUUAUUUAAUAACAGGAACACAGACCAGUUUAGUGUUUGUCUUGUUUUUGGACUAAAAUGAAGCUUGGUUGUGUACUGUUAAUUUGUGUGGUGUCACUUUGCAUGAUGGCUCAGUAAGAGAGGAGAAAGAUACCGUUUGCAUCAAGCACAUCCCAAACUUCGGCUGCUAGAACAGAAUCAAUAAUCAGCAUCUUUGGCUUCGGUUGUUGUGGGUUUUCUAAGGGGGGAGUGGGAGGGGGGGGUUACCCUGCAGUUGAAUCACUAAAUGAGACAAAAUCAGCUCUCUUGAUUGUCAUUUGGUCUUCGGGGUAACACUAACAUGGCAUUCCUUUGACAUUUGACAGGAGGCUUAAUGAUGUAGCAGCUUUUAAUAACGUUAAUACGUUAAGGCGUAUAUUGUGUCUCUACUGCCCUCUACUGGUUGUCAGAUGCACCGCCGCACACUCAAGAGACCGCAAUAUUAGGUUCCCCUGCCAACGAAUAAAACCCAAUUGCAGACGUGUACAACUGCUACUUCUGAUAUUUUGCCCUUCUUGUGUAGCUAAAAAGCAACCGAAAUAUUACAAAUAGCUUUUUGUCAGUCAAAACUGAGCUUUAUAUUAUGACCAGAUUGUGUGUUCAAUAUUGAUGUUCUUUAAAUAUAUAUAUAUAUACCAUCUGCAGCCUCACAAAUCUUAACUUAUAUCUUAUUUUAUUGUAUUCAGCAUUUUAAAUUGUUCUUAUGUUGUUGUUUCGCAAUUUGUUUGUUCCAGAAUGGGAGACUGUAGUAUAAUGUGUUUAUUUUUGUUCGAGUACUACAACCUAAUUAACUUUGUUGCUCCAUUUAUUUAAUCAUUGUUAUUUUUGAUGACCCGAAAAGAAAUGAAGUUUGACUGUUGUUUGUCGGACCUCCACAAUGCAUGCACUACUAAUAAAAUCUUAUUGUGUAUAUUUAUUUGUUACAAUCAAUCAGUAAUUA